GAAGUGACGUGAGCGGGCGGGGCCGCCGCCGGGGCUGGGGAGGCGCUGCCGGUGCGCGGACGCGGUGCCCAGAUGUCCAGAAUACCAAGAGGAACAGCAAAGCGGUCUGACUGCAAAAACUGAUGGACCAUUACAUCUUCCAAAAAUGAGCCAAUUGACGCUUUUCUUCUGGAAACUAAAAUGUCUUGAAGAGAGAAGUCGUCAGUGCUGGACCGUCUUAAACCUUAUUCGUGGUGCAGCUUCAGAGAGCAGCUUGGUUUAUCUCACCUGAAGAGGAGGCAUAUGUGCAGUAAGCCAAGAGGACAUGGGCUUUCAGUGCAUCUGGAAAAAUGAUCAGGUACUGGGUCCACAUGUCGCAUCUGAAUCGUGUUGUACUAAUUCUCUAAGUACCAAAUCAGACUGUCUCCUUGAUGCACCCUCACGGCAUCAUGGCCAGCACUCAGGAGCGCCUGAGCUUGUCUUCCUCUCCAAACUCAAUCAGCAAAGCUUUCUGUGAAGAUAAAGACUUUAGCAGGAUACACGAUGAGCACGCACCUUCGGGAAACCACCCGUCGCCCGAACUCAUAGAGGACGUGCGCGAGAAGGGCUUGCUGCAGGCAGACCUCAUAGAAAACAUGAGCAGCCCAGUGACCGCAGCAGUACUGACCAGCAUCAGUGAGGACUCUAGGGACCAAUUUGAGAACAGCGUGCUGCAGCUGAGAGAGCAGGAUGAAUCCGAAACACCCAUUCCUCAGGGCAACAGGAACACUAUGGACGGAGAAAGCAACAGCGGAGCCGAUGAUGUUAAAGUCCAGUUCAGCAGAUCAGGCAGUGGGAGUGGUGGGUUUCUUGAGGGACUUUUUGGCUGUCUGAGGCCGGUGUGGAACAUCAUAGGCAAGGCAUACUCCACGGACUACAAAUUGCAACAGCAAGAUACCUGGGAGGUGCCGUUUGAGGAGAUCUCGGAGCUGCAGUGGCUGGGCAGCGGCGCGCAGGGAGCUGUUUUCCUGGGCAAAUUUCGAGCAGAGGAGGUGGCGAUCAAGAAAGUGAGAGAUCAGAACGAAACAGAUAUCAAGCACUUGCGGAAACUCAAACAUCCGAACAUCAUUGCCUUCAAGGGAGUUUGCACUCAAGCGCCGUGCUACUGUAUUAUCAUGGAGUACUGUGCGCACGGGCAGCUCUACGAAGUCUUGCGAGCAGGGCGGAAGGUCACGCCUCGGCUGCUGGUGGAUUGGUCCACGGGCAUUGCUAGUGGGAUGAACUAUCUGCACCUUCACAAAAUCAUCCAUCGAGACCUCAAGUCACCAAAUGUUUUGGUUACACACACAGAUGCAGUAAAAAUCUCAGAUUUUGGUACAUCUAAAGAACUGAGUGAUAAAAGUACAAAAAUGUCUUUUGCGGGUACUGUGGCUUGGAUGGCCCCGGAGGUGAUACGCAAUGAGCCCGUCUCCGAAAAAGUGGAUAUCUGGUCGUUUGGGGUAGUUUUGUGGGAGCUGCUUACGGGAGAGAUCCCCUACAAGGACGUGGACUCCUCUGCCAUCAUCUGGGGCGUGGGCAGCAACAGCCUGCACCUUCCUGUCCCGUCCACCUGUCCGGACGGCUUCAAAAUCCUCAUGAAGCAAACCUGGCAGAGCAAGCCCCGGAAUCGCCCCUCGUUCCGACAGACACUGAUGCACCUGGAUAUUGCCUCUGCUGAUGUGCUGGCUACUCCUCAGGAAACCUAUUUCAAAUCACAGGCUGAAUGGCGAGAAGAAGUGAAGAAACAUUUUGAGAAAAUUAAAAGUGAAGGAACUUGUAUCCACCGGCUAGAUGAAGAAUUGAUUCGUCGUCGAAGAGAAGAGCUCAGGCAUGCAUUGGAUAUCCGUGAACACUAUGAGAGGAAGCUGGAGCGAGCCAAUAACUUGUACAUGGAGCUCAGUGCUAUUAUGCUGCAGCUGGAGGUCCGUGAGAAGGAGCUCAUAAAGAGGGAACAAGCAGUGGAGAAGAAGUAUCCUGGGACUUACAAACGCCAUCCAGUCAGACCAAUAAUCCACCCCAAUACAGUGGAGAAGCUGAUGAAGAGGAAAGGAGUCUCCCAUAAACCAGGCAGCCAGACUAAACGGCCAGAUCUGCUGAAGUCAGAGGGCAUACCCAGCACAGAAGCAGCAUCCAAUGGUUCACCAGUCUCAGGAAGUCCCAAAAUGUCAACACCGAGUGGCAAAAGCCGCUACCGCAGUAAGCCACGUCACCGCCGAGGGAACAGCAAAGGCAGCUACAAUGAUUUUGCAGGGAUCUUGAAAAACCAGCCAGUGCACGAUGAUGCACCCCCACCUCUUCCUCAUAAUCAUUCUCAUCACCCCGGUCUACAGCAGCAACACGGCCAAAGCCAUCCCCAUGGCCAUCACUCACGGCUUCAUGCCCAUGGACAAGACAUCGCCAACUGUGCAAACAACUUAAGGUACUUUGGCCCUGCAGCAGCGCUGCGGAGCCCUCUCAGUAACCACGCGCAAAGGCGGAUGUCUGGUUCCAGUCCUGAUCUCAUCUCCGCUGCCAUGGAAGCAGAUUGCCGGAGGAAUCUGGAGAGCAAAGAAAGCAAAGCUGAUCAUUGGGAGUGUUGCAAAACAGAUCCGUAUAAUUCCUGUCUUCAGUGCCGGCAAGAGAACAGUGGUCAGGUGCAGAUGUCAUCUCUUGAAACAGGGAUCAGCCAUUCUCAAUCACCAACUUGUGUUUCCCUAUAUGAAAAUGCACAGUUCAUUGAGAAGAUGGAGGAAGAGGGCUUCAGCAGCUGUAAGUCAGCGUCAGCCCUAGGCACUCCGCAGCACAUGGCUUCCUCAGUGCUACCUUGCAAAACAAGACCCAUUCAAAAGAGCGGUGAUGACUCCUCAGAGGAGGAAGAGGGAGAAGUAGACAGUGAAGUGGAGUUUCCUCGUAGACAAAGACCUCACCGCUGCAUUAGUAGCUGCCAGUCCUACUCGACCUUCAGCUCGGAGAACUUUUCCGUGUCGGAUGGAGAGGAGGGGAACACAAGCGAUCAUUCGAACAGUCCAGAUGAGCUGGCCACCAAGCUGGAAGAUGAGCUGGCGGAGAAGCUGGAGGACAUGUUAUCUCAGACCCCAGAGAUCCCCAUUGAAAUCUCCACCCAGUCCGACGGGCUUUCAGACAAAGAGUGCGCUGUGCGGAGAGUCAAGACUCAGAUGUCUCUGGGCAAACUUUGUGCAGAUGAACACAGCUGUGAGAACCCAGCACAGUUUGGAGAAUCAGACUGUGACUCUUCCGAAGGGGAGUGUUCUGAUGCCACGGUCAGGACCAAUAAGCCCUGCAGCUCUGCUACUUGGAAGAGAAGAUGCUUCUCCUUCCCACCCCAGGAGUGAUUUGCAAUAACCCGAAUCUCUGGAAAAUGUCCAAAUGAAAUUAAUUCUCUUUGAGCAUUUCAAUCAAGAAUGGCAGGGAUGUAUUUUAUUGAAUAAUCUAGUUACUGUAACAUGGAUAUUUAUUUUUUUGACAUUUUAACACUUUUUACUGUAAAGAGUGGAUUGUAUUUAUAGACACACAGACUUGUUGCAAAAAAAAACAAAACAAAAACAAAAAAAGUUCAGAAAGCAAGCACAUUACGGAGAAACAUCCUGGGAGUCCUGCCUGGACAGCAUUGCGUACGAACGCGGGGGAUUCUCUUGCUGCUUUCACAGGGGACCAGGCCUCGUGGCCCUGAAGAUUGGCGAACAGAUCAAGAAAACUAAACCACUCAGUCUUAUCAAAUGAGGAAGCAUAAAAAGACCUUACUGCAAGGUAACCUGUGAACAAAGCGUUUUCAGUAUAACCAGCUGGGUCAUUUUUAAUCAGAAGGUGGACAUGUUCCUGGAGAAAAUUGGUACUGAGGUGCUAACAUCCAGGGUCUUCUGAGUCAAUACAUCCCCAGGAAUGUAAUAGUGGGUUUUAUUUUAAGGGUUUUUAGUUUCUUUUUUUUAAAUCAGCAUUUUGUUGUGAGAUCCUGCAAAUAUAUUCUAACCUCGUCCUCUUGAGAAUUGGUAUAAGAGCACUUCUUAACAUCGCCCUUGCUUCACUCUGGCAGCGUCGAUCUCCAGUCGAGCAGGGAAACCUCUUUCAGAUGCAGCGUGCCAUUUCCCAGUUUACUUCCUCCUCUUACCUCCUGCCUGUUUCAGUCAGCUGAAGAAAUCAAUCGAAUCAGUGUUGGCAAAGCAAGAACUUGCAAGCCGUGGAAAGCACAUUCUGCAGAGCCCGAGCACGCCUCCGGGAGGAAACGGGAGGUGCCGGUACUGGACGUGGAGAAGCAGUCUCUCACCUGCAACAGCAUCGAUAACCAGCAGAGAGCUGUGUGCUGAGGGGGAAGACUGGGAAUCGCUGGCCUAGACGCGAGCAUCCGCCCUGCUCCGUCUCCUUACUCACUGUACGUUCUUGAAAGCAUUAGCAGCUGCCUGCCCUUCAUGUCAGGCUUUGUGCAAAACAGACAAGUUGCACAGGGAGUCUUGACUGUGGUUGCGGCACAGUUGUGUGUCUCAGGUGUUCCCUGGGGCCUCUGUUUCUCAUCUAAGCUGGUGAAAGCGAGGAUAGUCCUGAUGUACGGCAUUGGCAGAUGAGAAAAAUUUGUUUUUUCUGGUAGAACUCAUAGUGCCUUCCCUUCAAACACUACUCUUCUAAAUCAGCGUUUAAAGAGAACAAAACCUAGAGCACGUCUCCCCCCCUUAGCGGACGUCCCCCUGCCAGAGCUUUCCCUCUGCCCUUCCCAGCGCGCUGGCGGGGCCGGGCGCUGCGCUGCACACCGGCGCUCCAGCCCGCGGUGAGCGGCAGGAACGGACCACGGGCAGGUACUUCUGUUGCGUUGUUUGUUUACAUUUUAUGUUAAAAUAUUGGUUUGAAUUUAACUGUGGUAAUUUAUAGCCUCACGGCAAAAUGAAGGAAAAUGUCUUACUUAUACAGAGAGCAGUAUUGUAUGAGUUAAAUUAUCCCGUAUUUUUAAAUUUUUGUAGCUGGACUACACACAGAUCUUAAGUUAUGAUGUUAUUUUAUUAUUUAUUAUCGUUUCUGUAGAUCAGACGGUUGGCUUCACUGCUAGCACAAUUGUGACCCGUUGGUGUGACGUUCCCUGCUCCCCGGGGGGGACGGGAGCGGCGCUGGGCUCGGGGGCUGUCAGCAGCCGCUGCCUCUCGCGCUGCCCGAGGACGCUGGCGCGAGGGGGACGGGCGCAGGCAGCCCCGGGGGCCCGCGACGCUCCUCGUGGCCGAUGCCGCAGGUCGCUCGCGCGUUGCCGGUUGCUGACAGCCCCGAGCUGAUGGGGCAUAGCCAUCGGGGGCGAGCGGUUCUGUACUGAUCGCGAAGCAAGUAACCUUUUGCAAAGACCCCCCGGCAAAAGCGUCCCAGAGGGCGAGGGGAGCGGAGGGCGGUCGCUGCAGGCAGUGGCAGGGGAUCGGGACGGCCCGCAGUGAGGCCACGCUGUGCAUCACCGGCGCAGGACCAAAGAGGCUGCUGCUGAGGAGGAGCUGCCGCUCCUCCCGUCUGCAGUGGCAAUACUCAGACCCGGGGCGGAGGAAGAACGCGGAGGGGAGCAAGGCUCGUCCGACUUUGUUUCGUGUUUCCUUUCUCUCCCCGUCCCUCAUUCUUCCUCCCAAAUGCUCUCUUUCUUGGCCAGUGGCACGAGGAGGUGGCAGGGCCGGACACAGCUUUGCUGUCGUGGUGUGGCAGGGGGUUGGGGUGGGAAGCGGGGGUGCAGGUUGUUACUCAGGAAGCUGGAGGCGAGGGUGCAGGACCCGGGGACAGGCCAACAGCGAUGGAGAAUUGUGUGUAAACCCCCCCCCCCCCAAAGGGGGAGACCAAACUAUUGCAGAAAGAGAGGGGCAACGUAGGCAGGUGUUGAGAACUGCCAGCAGAGCCUAUCUGGUGUACCCAACCUAUUUGGCGUACCAUCACACCGAAUCUCCAGCACAGCAGAAGGUGCCAGGCCUUACGCCCCGGAGAGACCCCGCUGCUCGGAUUUGGCAGGUUUCCCGAGCUGUUAGCUGGCCGCUGCCUGUGCGAAGCGCUUGCUUGCGAAGGCGGCCGUAGAGCAAUAGCCCAAAGCAGAGCUGCCUCCGGCUGUCAGUCUCAGUGACUUCAGUCCACGAUGAUUCGGUCCCUCCCAAAAAGAUCUAGAGGGGUUUGGUAGCUGCGGCCUCGGCUCAGCAGAGCUCCACGAUGUGGUGGAGCUCCUUGGGGAGUCCCCGGCCUUCACUGGCACUUGCUGAGAUGGGGAGAGGCCUUGGUGUGCGGGAGUUUGGGACCCUCCUGGCCAGCUGUCCCGGAUACGUGCUCCGAUUUCUUCCUGCUUGUGCCACGGGACACGCUGACAGCCUGGAAAAGCAGGACAGAAACUCGUCUGGUUGUCUGUUGCCGUGCUGCAGCCACACUUUGGUCUAGUUGCUUUCCAUGCCCAGGUCAUCGCACUGUAACCUUCCAGCAUCGCUGCUCACAACUGCUGCCUACUGUGCGGCGUCCCUUUGGGACUGCCACCUCCUCGUGUAGGCCCACGGCCCGUGUACCAGCGGAGGUAUCACCCCGGCCUCCCCUCCGCACACGUUCCUCGCGCACCGCGGCUGUGCGCAGGCAGGGCGGCUCAGCAGCCCUCCUGGGAGCCCGGCCCUCCGUUCCCUAAAGGGGAGCGUAGGCGUUUUCCUUAGCGCAGCUUAUCCCGAACUGCACACGGACGUGAUCUCCACCUUGCCGUACGGGCGCCUCUGCUGCGGUUCCUUGCACUUUCUCUCCUGGCAGGGGAUGCGGGGCCUGAGCCGGCCUGCUUCCUCCUCACAGCGACGCCUCGUUUGCAGGGCAGAGGUAGAUUGUGGGUUCCCUUUCCAGCAUCCUGGCUACCCUGAUCCAGUUCUCGUGGCUGCUGACAGCUCCUGAACACUAGCCUAGAUUUUCUCCCAGAGCUGAAUGUUGCCUUCCCCACUGUCGUGUUAAGUAACCAUUUCAUCUUGGCCCUGUCCAGUAGUGUUCAUCUCUCUCUUCCCUGCUCUGCGGAUUCCUGAUACAAACUUGAUUUUUUUGUAUUGAACAGUGUACAGUGAUGGAAACAAGAAUGACUAUCAAAGCAAACAAUGCAUGGAAUAAAAAGCCAGUGUACUUCAA
This is a messenger RNA of Dromaius novaehollandiae (emu), 7077 nucleotides long. RefSeq names its product mitogen-activated protein kinase kinase kinase 13 (gene MAP3K13). Lineage: Eukaryota; Metazoa; Chordata; Aves; Casuariiformes; Dromaiidae. Gene Ontology annotation, cellular component: cytoplasm. Bases 411 to 3329 code for a protein of 972 amino acids. Gene Ontology annotation, biological process: signal transduction; protein autophosphorylation. The record is from RefSeq and is a predicted model, not a curated record. Gene Ontology annotation, molecular function: MAP kinase kinase kinase activity; ATP binding. The transcript is spliced from 17 exons.